AAUAUUAAUCCAAUAGGAUCACAAUUUUUCUUGCGUACACCCGCAUUGUUUUUUCCCCACAAGCAAGUUUGCAAAGGCAAUAAUCUCUAUUACCCUCAUUAUCCAAAAUCAGAAAAAAUGGCCACUAGAGGCCUCAAAAUUUGCUUGGCCGUGUCCUCUCUUUUCUUGAUCAUUCUUGCCAUCGUUAUUGUGACCUUAAUUUUGACCAUCUUUAAACCCAAGAACCCAGAUAUAUUUCUCCACCCAGUUGACCUAGAAAACUUUCAAUUGCUUUCACCUAAUACAACUAGUGCACCCUUAGGCAUAGUGAUCACAAUUGUGAACCCUAAUUAUGGAAACUUCAAGUACGUGAAUUCCAGUGGCUAUCUUAAAUAUCGUGACACCAUUAUAGCCGAAGUUCCAUUGGGGAUAAGAUCAUUCCCUGCUCGUAGCACUACCAAUGUGAGCACUACUGUGGGUAUUAUGACCGAUAAAUUGAUACAAGAUCCAAAGUUUUUGUCAGAUAUUGAAGGUGGGGUGUUCAAUUUGACAGCAGAGGCCACACUUCCUGGGAAAGUGACCAUGAUCAAGAUUUUAAGGCUUAAGGCCAAGAUUUAUAUCUCUUGUGGCGUCUCUUUCAACAUAAUUACCGUGGAUGCUAGUUCCAGCUGCAUGUCCAAAAUCAAAUUGUGACUGCAUGUUAAUUGCAAAAGAGAGGAAUUUCUACACAUGUUGAAACUAAUAUGCUCUUGGUGGGGGUUGGGGGAGGAUAUAUGAUCUCCUUUGCCUUUAAAUUAUUACUCUCUCCUUUUCUUUUUA
This is a messenger RNA of Glycine soja, 798 nucleotides long. RefSeq lists its product as uncharacterized. NCBI's taxonomy places the organism in Eukaryota, Viridiplantae, Streptophyta, Magnoliopsida, Fabales, Fabaceae. The record is from RefSeq and is a predicted model, not a curated record. Bases 118 to 672 code for a protein of 184 amino acids. The transcript has a single exon.